This is a messenger RNA of Trichoderma harzianum CBS 226.95, 1095 nucleotides long. RefSeq lists its product as hypothetical. NCBI's taxonomy places the organism in Eukaryota, Fungi, Ascomycota, Sordariomycetes, Hypocreales, Hypocreaceae. The coding region runs from base 1 to 1095 and encodes 364 amino acids. The transcript has a single exon. The record is from RefSeq and is a predicted model, not a curated record.
AUGCCCAGCUACCCCUCGUCGCGGCCGGAGCCCGUGCAAGGCCUCAACCACUCAUACUACAAUCCAGACGAGACCUUCGAUCCAUAUCAAGACCCUUCGUCGUCUCGUCCUCGAUCCGAAAAAGGCCGCCGACCCCCGUCUCCCGCCUACUCGCCCGACGACGACCGCAAAUCCCGGCGCAGCAGCCGUCGCAACCCGUCACCAGGCUAUGGAGAUGCAAAUGCGAAGCCAUCCGGCAGCCGUCGACAUCCAAACCCGCCGCCCUUUUCUGCGCCCUCUCCUCCGCCUCAGCGAGACCCUCGCUCAUCCCGCCGUGACCGUGACACUUAUCCGCCGAGAGACUCACCGAGAGAUUCGCAGCGAGAUUCACACCGAGAUUCGCGCCCCCGAGAUGCUGACCGGCGCUCACGAGACUACCCCCCUCCCCCGUCAGAUCCACGUGAGCGGCGUCACAGGUCCUCGCGCCGUGAGCCAUCUCCAGAACCCCCACGCCGGUCUCGAUAUGACUCUCCAGACCCCAAGAGCCGCUCUUCACGCGGCUACCCGACACCCUCGUCCGAUGACCGAAACAGCAGGGACCCUCGUUCCUCUCGCCGGUCCCAUGGAGGAGUAGAAUCGUCACCACCCCAAAAGUCAUCACGCUCUCGCGGCGAUGAUGACAGAAGAGAUGACCGGGAGCGACGACAUCGUUCACAGCCUCGCGAUACGGAUGCCGGUCACGGCUCAAGUCGCAGCCGGGACCUGGAACGAACCCGGGAUAAGGACCGGGACCGGGACCGGGAUCGAGGCCAUGAUCGCGGCGGUCGUGACCGUGAUCGCGCAGCACCCAGCAGCGGCCGCUCCUCACUCAAGCGCCGCAACACCAUGCCCGCAGUGGCCAGUUCUGGCCUCAAGCUUAAAGGCGGCACUUCCUGGUGGAAGAACCCAGUGGUUCAGGCCGGCGCUCGCACCGCUCUGGCUGCUGGUGCCCAGGCCAUUAUGCAGAACCGCAAAGAAGCCGGUCCUUGGCUGGGCGCAAAGGGAGCCAAGGUCGCCACGGCUGCUCUGACGGCUGCCUUGGCUGAUGGACUGGCUGGCGGCGGCAAGAAGCGUUGA